AUGGAAGAUUCAGGUUCUAGCACAGUAAAUUUGCUAUUAGAAACUGAAACAUUAAGUCAUUUUACUUAUGUUAACAAAAAAAAUAAAAGAGAACAUUCUAAAAAUCCACUUUGGAGUAAUCAUUUACAGAAAUUUAUUAACAAGAAAGUGGUUAUAAAG
Molecule: messenger RNA, 159 nt
Organism: Dentiscutata erythropus
Lineage: Eukaryota; Fungi; Glomeromycota; Glomeromycetes; Diversisporales; Gigasporaceae
Source: the annotation of a GenBank genome assembly